Messenger RNA from Trifolium pratense (red clover), 399 nucleotides. Its product is annotated as cysteine proteinase inhibitor 1-like. Bases 1 to 399 code for a protein of 132 amino acids. The transcript has a single exon. The record is from RefSeq and is a predicted model, not a curated record. Gene Ontology annotation, molecular function: cysteine-type endopeptidase inhibitor activity. NCBI's taxonomy places the organism in Eukaryota, Viridiplantae, Streptophyta, Magnoliopsida, Fabales, Fabaceae.
AUGAAACUCCAAUUGCUUGUUCUAGUCCUUGUUUUUCUGAUGGCCUCUGCAACCUCAAUGGAAUAUUAUGAUUGUUGUGAUGGUUGUUGUGGUUGUUGGUAUCCAAUCAAAGAUAUCAAUGAUCCACAAGUGAUUGAAAUCGCCAAUUUUAUUGUUACUGAAAUUAACAAACAAAUCGGAGCAACGUUGAAAUUUAAAAAAGUCAUCAAAGGGAUAUCCCAGGAUGUCGCCGGCACGAACUACCGCCUCAUUAUUUCCACUACCAAUUUUAUUCCUAACGUUUAUGACGAUGUUGUCUAUGAAUGUACAUGGGAGCACGUUUAUGACGCUGUUGUCUAUGAUUGUCCAUGGUUGCAUGUGAGGAAACUCACAAAAUUUGUACCAGUUAAGCAUCACUAG